This is a messenger RNA of Fonsecaea multimorphosa CBS 102226, 2709 nucleotides long. RefSeq lists its product as uncharacterized. Lineage: Eukaryota; Fungi; Ascomycota; Eurotiomycetes; Chaetothyriales; Herpotrichiellaceae. Gene Ontology annotation, biological process: glycoprotein catabolic process; carbohydrate metabolic process. The transcript is spliced from 4 exons. Gene Ontology annotation, molecular function: beta-mannosidase activity. The coding region runs from base 1 to 2709 and encodes 902 amino acids. The record is from RefSeq and is a predicted model, not a curated record.
AUGGCCACCGUCACCAUUGGGCUGAAUUCAGGUUGGCAAUGCAGACAGUCUGACGAUAUCUCUGAGAACGCAUGGCUUCCGGUAUCGAAGGUGCCAACCACAACCCAUCUCGUUCUGCAAGAAAAUGGGAAGAUUCCGGACCCCUUUAUCGACAUGAAUGAGCUCGCUGUCCGAUGGGUUGCAGAGAAGUCGUGGACCUACAGGACAGUUUUCACCUCCCCAACAACCAGACAGCCCGACGCAAGGACGGACUUGGUGUUUGAAGGCCUCGACACCUUCGCGACGGUAACUCUCAACGGCCACAAAAUCCUGGAAGCAGACAAUAUGUUCCUUGAAUACCGGGUUGACGUGACACACUUUCUCCUACCACCAUCUUCCAAAAAUGCGCCCACCGAGCCAAAUGUACUGGAAAUCGUCUUUGACUCAGCCCUCCUUCGUGGCCGUGAGCUUGUCAAACAGCACUCGCAUGAACACAAUUUCAUCGCUCAUCAGACCGAGUCGAGUAGGCUUCCUGUGCGGAAAGCACAGUGUCACUGGGGCUGGGACUGGGGUCCUAUUCUGAUCACUUCUGGGCCCUGGAAGCGUGUUCUCCUGGAAACAUACGUUGUUAGAAUUGAUGACGUCUGGUUUGAAGGAUCGGUAAGUGAAAACUUGAGCAUGGUGAAGGGGAAGUUGUUUGCCAGUGUUGGUGGCGGAAAUAGGAAGGCAGGGGAAGAGAGUGUCGUCAAGCUGUCAUUAUCUCUUAACAGCAAGGUCCUGCAUGAGUCAGAGGCACACAUCGACAAGGAGGGCAUUGCCGUGACUGAAUUCCAACUCGAACGUCCUGCUCUCUGGUAUCCUUAUGGUUAUGGCAAACAGUGUCUCUACGAGCUCCAAGCAACAUUAUCCACGACAGGGACCGACCCGGUCUCCAAAUCACGAUUGAUCGGCUUUCGACGCUGUGAACUCAUCCAGGAGCCCGAUGAAUUUGGCAAAUCAUUCUAUUUCCGCAUUAACAACGUCGACGUUUUUGCAGGCGGCUCUUGCUGGAUUCCAGCGGAUUCUUUCCUCCCAAGGAUCGGAGAGAACGGGUAUCGGAAGUGGAUGGAAUUGAUGAUCGAGGGCAACCAGAUCAUGACCAGAGUCUGGGGCGGAGGAAUAUACGAGGACGACUCGUUCUACGCUGCCUGCGAUACUCUGGGCAUCCUUGUCUGGCAGGACUUCUGCUUCGCGUGCGCUAGCUACCCGACCUACCCUUCUUUCCUCGCCCAAGUCGAAGAGGAGGCGCGCUUCAAUAUCCGCCGUCUGCGCUCCCACCCUUCGCUGGCCAUCUGGGCCGGGAACAACGAGGACUAUCAGAUUCAGGAGAAACAUAACCUGGAGUACGACUAUGAGGGCGACAAGGACCCGCAGUCGUGGCUCAAGACCAGCUUUCCGGCUAGGUAUAUCUACGAGUAUCUUCUGCCCAAGGUGGUGCAGGAGGAAAGUCCAGGCGCGGUGUAUCACCCAAGCAGUCCCUGGGGUGAUGGGAAGAAGACCUGGGAUCCGACGGUGGGAGAUAUUCAUCAAUGGAAUGUCUGGCAUGGCUCUAUGCGCCGGUAUCAAGAGCUCCCCACGAUGGGCGGGCGCUUGGUGAGCGAAUUCGGCAUGGAAGCCUACCCACACGUCUCGACCAUCGUGUCUGCCAUUGCGACAGAUCCACAGCAACAAUACCCCGGCAGCAUGACCAUGGACUACCACAACCGAGCCAUUGACCACGAACGACGCCUCCUGACGUAUGUGGCCGAGAACUUCCAAAUCAAAUAUGACCUGGCGACAUUUACGCACCUGACCCAAGUAAUGCAGUCGGACGCGGUGGGUUUCGCGUAUCGCUCGUGGCGCCGCGAAUGGGGCUCCUCUCUCACACCGUCGACAGGACAGAAGAAGAAGGCGGUGAGAAAAUGCGGUGGUGUCCUCGUCUGGCAGUUCAACGAUACCUGGCCGACCAUGUCCUGGGCCGUGGUCGACUACUACCGUGUGAAAAAGCCGGCCUUUUACGCCAUCAAGCGCUCGCUGAAGCCGCUGGCCGUCGGGGUGAGCAGGCCCUUUCACGAGUGGACCUCGGGCCACAUGGACCCGACAGCUGCGAUCAGGGAGACGAAAUUCGAUCUGUGGGUGUGCAGUUCUCACACAAAUGAGGACGUGGUCGUCAAGGCGACCGUGGUUGUGCGGGCCAUUUCCAUCAAGACGGGCCGCGACGUGGUCGAUCCGAUCAGGAAGCACGAUGUCACGGUCCAGGCGAACGGCACGACCGAGAUAUUUCGCGGAAGUGAAUUACCCAUCACCACCACCACCACCACCACGACGGCAGGGUCGUCUUGCAUUGACACACGCACAUGGGACCCCUACGUCAUCCACGCCGCGCUCCUCGUGGACGGCCGCGUCGUCAGCACCGACACCGCCUGGCCCCACCCGAUCAAGUACCUCGACUUUUCUGCGCCGCGGGAUGUCAAGGUCGACUUCAAACCCUCGCCGGCGCAGAAUGAUAAGCACGGAGUGAUCACCGUGACAGCUACAAAACCCGUGCAUGGCUUCGUGUUCCAGGAGGAGAAGGGCGGGUUGACGUUUAGUGACAACGGCUUCGAUGUCGUGCCGGGGGAGGAUGUCGUCGUCCAUGUCGUCGGCGGAAGUCUAAAGGAGGAGGAGCUCCGGUGGACUUAUAUCGGGGCUUCCGGGGGUUCAUCCUCUUAA